This is a messenger RNA of Stomoxys calcitrans (stable fly), 2825 nucleotides long. RefSeq names its product protein spaetzle 3 (gene spz3). Gene Ontology annotation, molecular function: Toll binding; growth factor activity. Gene Ontology annotation, cellular component: extracellular region. Gene Ontology annotation, biological process: innate immune response; regulation of Toll signaling pathway; central nervous system formation. The record is from RefSeq and is a predicted model, not a curated record. The coding region runs from base 668 to 2629 and encodes 653 amino acids. The transcript is spliced from 6 exons. Lineage: Eukaryota; Metazoa; Arthropoda; Insecta; Diptera; Muscidae.
CUCGCUUGAGACGGUUGUGUUAGCGCUUAGUUUUGCGGUACGUGUUUAACUUGAAUAAACAAAUAGACGAACGAACGGUAGACUUAGUUCAAAAAUAUAUUCAUACUCUUGAGUUAUGAGUAUAGCGAGCGAGCGACGGACGGAAACAAAUCAGCAGUUUUUAAUUAAUCAAAACGAUAGAAGCGCGCGCGAUUAUUCACUUGCUCACUCAAUAGAAUAAAAAACAAUAACAAAAGAAAAAAGGCAAAAAAUCAAAGAAAAAAUAAAAAAGCAAAAAAAAGAGAAAAAACAAAACCAGAAGUGCUUUCAAUCAAUUCCAUAGCAAUUAAAGAAUGAUAAAAAUUGUUGGCACUUUUUUUUUUGUAUUGUUGCUUGGUUUAAAAAUCAAAAUAGGAAAUUAGCAUAAAAGUGCUUAAAUUGAAAUAAUUAACAAGUAUUUCUUUAGUUGUUCUUGUUGUAUGAAACAAAUUGGCAAGUGUUUUUUGUUUUGUCUUCAAGUAGCGGCACAUGCGUUCAAAACAUAGAAAUCAUUAACAAAAAAAGUUUGUGUUCUAAGUCUUUUGUUUUGCGUAGAGCAUUUCGCUUUUGAAAUAAAAAGUGCUUACCCAAGAAAUAUGCAAAAAAAUUGAAAAUUUUGUGUUCAAAAAUCCCAAAGCUAAACUAGAAAAUGUCACUUACAAACUUUUCCUUGCCCUUUGGGGCCCUAACGCAGUCUUCGGUGCCAUGGAGUCCCACGGUAUCACCAUUGCAUCCCAUACACCAUCAAUUGGCAGCAAGUACAAAUAAUCUUCUCUACUCUCCGGUGGAUCAUCAACAGCAACCCGAUGAUGGGGCAGCACCGCCAGCUGGUUCAGAUUUCUAUAAGAAUAAUCCCUAUGCCCCACCGCAACAGACAUCGUAUCAGUAUAGUAGCAACAACAAUAACAACAACAACAACAACAGCAAUGGUAGGCGUAAAAAUACAUACUUACCACCAAUACCACCACCAGGUACUCGUAAUACCCAAUAUCAUCAUCAAGCGCAGCAACAACAGCAGCAACAGUAUCAUCAACAUCCACCACAACAAUUUAGUCACAUUAACAGCCAUCAGCAACAGCAGCAACAAACACAACAGCAUUUAGCACCGAAUAACCAAAAUGUGGUUUACAAAACUGCAGUCUCAUCCACGUCAUCGUCAUCCUCCUCCUCUACGGCCACAUCGAUAGCUUCAGCACUAACCUCCAACUCAGGUAGUUCGAAUACUCGCACUUAUGGCGAGGGUAGUUAUUCGAGAUUUCCACAGCCUCAAAAUAAUAAUAAUAAUAACAACAACAAUAACAAUCAGCAACCACCACCAUUGCAACAGCAACAACAACAACACCAACAGUACUUUAAUUCAUUUGCCUCAUCUAAACAAAAUCAUCAACAAACUCGUAUAACUGCAGGAUCUUCACAGGGUGGUGUCGGUGCCAAUGGUGCUCCAACAAAUGCAGCCACUAAUUAUGGCAUAACUGGUCCCAAUAUUGAGACGCCUGCUGCCACAUAUGGUGUUGCUGCUGUUGGCAAUAACGCUGAUAAUUCCGCUACUCAAAAUCCUGCUGACAAUUCAAAUGAUCCCUAUCCCGAUAGACCACCAGGCUUUACCAGAGUCCAAGCUGGCCAAGGUUCUAGAACGGGGGUACAUGCUGUUUUGGAUUAUGAUCUGGAAGAGGGCGAGGUAGAAGAUGAAAAUUAUUAUGAUGCUGAAGAUCAUGGUGAGGCGGUGAAAGAUGGUUCCCACAAAUCAUCACCAAUGCCUACCGUCACACCAAUUCAAGGACCAAUUUACCUCAAAAACGGCACCGUACCUGUGGUGCCACUCUUCCAUUAUCCCACGUUCAAUAAUGGUUCAUUUGUACAGAUACCAAUAUGGUGGACAGCACUAUCAGUGGCUUUGGGCCUCGAUGUACGCGGCGAUCUGAUAAAAGGUGUACCCUGCAUAAAACGUUAUCAUCAACUCUUCUGUCCGACAGCUGGCAACAGUUAUCCCAUUGAGAAAAUUGAACGUUUCAUUGAUGACAACAAGGCCUUAAUGCGGCGCAUGUAUGGUGAUUUUGAAAUGAACAUGGAUAAUGGUGGCCCCAGACAGCAGACUAAGAAGCGAAAAAGACGUUUCAUUGAUGAACCCGAUAUUUUCUUGCCACCUGGAGCCUUUCCUUCCUUUGUGGCCGACGAUGAGGUGGAACCACAUGCUGAAGAACAUGGUGAAAGUUAUUUUGGAAAAUUGCGCAAAAAACGCCAAUCGAACCAGGGAAAUCGAAAUCAAGGCAAUCGUAAUGCCAAGCAGUCAAAUGGACCUGGUGGUGGAGGAGCUUCGCCGACAGGAAGACUGGAUGCCUGUGAAUCUAAGGUUGAAAUUGUCACCCCAUACUGGGCAUCAAAUUCGGCUGGUAAAAUAAGGGCCAUAGUAAAUACACAACAUUUUGAGCAGGCAAUACAUCAGGAAAUAUGCUCGAAAGCUCAAACGCCUCGUUGCGUAGGUGAAUGUGGUUGCGAGCAGAAAUACAAAUGGCAUCGCCUGCUGGCCUAUGAUCCCGACAAUGAUUGUAAGGGAAUUUUCAUGGAUUGGUUCCUGUUUCCUUCAUGUUGUGUUUGCAGAUGUAAUCCUUAAGCUUAAAAUAAUAAUAACCACAAAAAGAUGAAGAAGGGGGAAAACCUCUAAAUAGACUUUAAAUAAAUAAAAACAUGAAUACUUAUAAACUAUUAAAAUUAGUGUUGAUUUAUUCCGAUUUUGUUGUUGACUAUGAAAACAGAAUUUUACUUUCUAAAUGAUUUUAAUAAUUUUAAUGUUUACCUAAAUUGCUUUG